Molecule: messenger RNA, 279 nt
Organism: Trichomonas vaginalis G3
Lineage: Eukaryota; Parabasalia; Trichomonadida; Trichomonadidae
Exons: 1
Coding region: 1-279 (92 amino acids)
Source: RefSeq, a predicted model, not a curated record
AUGAAUGAAGAAGAUCUCGUUCUUACCAUUAUGUCAACACGUAAAACAAGAAAAUUCACGGUCGUUUCGUAUCAAAAUGUCAGAGAUCAUGACGAAAUUAUUCAUAGAGUUAAUAUUAAUGGAGUUAAAAUUGAUUUAGUUACAGAAAUCCUAGAAGCCAAAUUUGGAGGACGAGCAACGGUUGACUCCCUCCUAACACUUGCAAGACAUAUAUCAAAGAAGAUCAACAUCAGAAUCGAUCGAUUAGCAAAUAGAAACAAGCAAGCGUUAUUAUGCUAG